Arthroderma uncinatum is the source of this 993-nucleotide messenger RNA. Its product is annotated as CMGC/SRPK protein kinase. Gene Ontology annotation, molecular function: protein kinase activity; ATP binding. The coding region runs from base 1 to 993 and encodes 330 amino acids. Gene Ontology annotation, biological process: protein phosphorylation. NCBI's taxonomy places the organism in Eukaryota, Fungi, Ascomycota, Eurotiomycetes, Onygenales, Arthrodermataceae. The record is from RefSeq and is a predicted model, not a curated record. The transcript has 4 exons.
AUGCUCCGACGCCUAAAGUCGUUUGCUAGCGAGGACCAUCCGGGGCUAGACUUUACACGCCUGGCAGAUGACAUCUUUGAGACCAAAGGCCCAACCGGCCAGCACUAUUGUAUUGUAUCUAAGCCCCAAGGCACCAGUGUCCGCACAUUGCAGGAGCUAUGUCCAGACGCCAAGUUUCCAAAGCUUCUGGUUAAGUCAUUAGUAUACCACUUGUUGUUUUCAUUGAAUUGGCUACAUACAACCUGCGGUGUUGUACAUACAGAUAUUUCACCUCAGAACAUUUUGAUGAGCCUUCUUGGUGACACCACCAGCCUUAAGGAUCUUGAGGAGCAGGAGUCCAGGGACCCUAGCGUGCCUGUAAUCACAAAGGACAGUAAUGGGGCUGUUUCAAGCGUUGUCUACGAGACUCGGCCUCCCAAGCUGGGUUACUCCGGUCACCCCAUUCUUACGGAUUUUGGCCAAAUGCGACAAUUUGAUGAAUGCGUGCAUAAGGACUGGUGGAUGUCCGAUCUAUAUCGUGCCCCAGAGGUACUCAUGAAACUCCCCUGGAGUUUCCCCAUUGAUAUAUGGUCGAUCGGUGUCCUGACACUCGAACUCAUGGAAGGCAGAAACCUUUUUGACCCCGUAGAUCGUGUCAACAACCAAUACGUUAUUCCAUUGGCUCUGGCACAGUACAUAGGAUAUCUUGGUGAACCUCCAAGAGCGAUGCUUGCACAGAGUCCACGUCUCUAUGCCUACUUUGAUGAAGAUGUUUAUACUCACACAAGCGAAACGACAACAGGGGAGUAUAUAGGCGGGGCUCCGAUACCACAAACGAGUCUGGAAGAAUUUGUCACGGUCAUACCGCCUGGAGAUGAGAAGGAUAAAUUCCUUCAGUUCAUACGCAAGAUGUUGACAUGGGACCCAGAAGAGAGGAAACCAUCUAUCGAACUCUUGACGGAUGAAUGGCUUACAACGCCGGGUACGGAGGCUGACUUGGAUGAACUGAGAUAA